AUGAAGAUCAAAGUCAAGCACUGGACAGGUGUCGCGUAUUGGGUAUGGGACCUCAAAGACCCUGAUGACAUUUGCGGAAUCUGUCAGAGCGGCUUUGAUGGCUGCUGCGCCAACUGCCGGGAGGGCGGCGAUCAAUGUCCCCUGCUGUUUGGAAAAUGUAGCCAUAUCUUCCACAUGCACUGCAUCAUCCGGUGGGUCGACUCGCAAAACCAGCAAAACGAGCCAAAGUGCCCCAUGUGCAAGCGUGAUUGGCGUGAGUGUGCGAGCCGCCAGAACGGGAGUACUGGGACGAGGAUGGAAGCUGACAGCUGCGCUGUUUGCCCACAGAGGUCGUGCCUGCAGGCAAGGAUGGCAAGGAAGAGUCAGAGGCAGCGGCAGCGACAGCGGGCACGGCAGAUACCCGCGGCGAGGACAGCCUCAUGGCAGACGGCAGCGUCAGCGGCCAGAGCGUCACCUCUUGAGCCGCUGUGCUAUACUGGGGUAGAAGAAAUGGGGGCGAGUGUAUCUAUAGUUUCUUGUAAUUGUAACACUUGCUUGCUUCAAUGA
Messenger RNA from Acaromyces ingoldii, 546 nucleotides. RefSeq names its product RING/U-box. NCBI's taxonomy places the organism in Eukaryota, Fungi, Basidiomycota, Exobasidiomycetes, Exobasidiales, Cryptobasidiaceae. The transcript has 2 exons. The coding region runs from base 1 to 546 and encodes 181 amino acids. The record is from RefSeq and is a predicted model, not a curated record. Gene Ontology annotation, molecular function: ubiquitin protein ligase activity; cullin family protein binding; zinc ion binding. Gene Ontology annotation, cellular component: anaphase-promoting complex; nucleus. Gene Ontology annotation, biological process: anaphase-promoting complex-dependent catabolic process; positive regulation of mitotic metaphase/anaphase transition; protein ubiquitination.